This is a messenger RNA of Colletes gigas, 1371 nucleotides long. RefSeq lists its product as uncharacterized. The record is from RefSeq and is a predicted model, not a curated record. NCBI's taxonomy places the organism in Eukaryota, Metazoa, Arthropoda, Insecta, Hymenoptera, Colletidae. The transcript is spliced from 5 exons. The coding region runs from base 324 to 1196 and encodes 290 amino acids.
UAUAUCUAUACUAGUUCCCAGAAAAAUUUGUGUGAAUUGAUGUAAUUACAACACAAGCGUAAUUUUUCGUCUUGCCCUCCUUAAUUCUAACAGAACUUCUGCUUGAAAUAAUAACAUCCUGCUGGUGGGUUAUAAUAACGUGUCCGAGCAUGUUCCCAGUUAGUCGUCGCAUAACUUAAACGAGAUUCACAAUCUAUUCUCCUACUUACUUAAUUUAAAUUUGUACAACGGAUGAAUUUUUAUUUUACGCUUCUAUUGUCUCGAUAUUAUUACGCUCAUGUUCUUGUGAACGAAUUCUUAAACAAGAUUGUGUUACUUAAUUAAUGAAAAUGUUAUCAACAAGUAUAUUAACAAGUGCGUUAUAUUUUGAAAUAGUCUUAUGGAAAAUUAGUUUAGCAGAAUGGAUAGAUAUGCCACAAUUUUCCAACGAAAAAAAGGUAUAUAGAAUGCCUUCCUUGAAACAGGAUCAUUUCGAUAAAUUUACUCACAUAUAUACGGAAAAUCAGUUUCCUUACGAGUAUCAUAAUAUAGCUCAUAAUGAUUUUACCGCGGUAAAAAUAGCGGGUAACGAAUCCACUUUUAAAUUGAAAGAGUCUAUCAGCGAGCCUGUGAUUCAUGAACAUUUGAAUAAAGAAGACGCGUUUAUAACUACUACCCAACAAUAUGAUGAAAAAACGCAAUUCUCAACGGCGGAGGAAGAAAACAUGAACGAAGGAUAUUUUAACGAGACUUUAACUUUAAAUGAUGCGGAUAUUUUGAAGUAUUUGCCAGUAGAUAUACUUAAAAAUGUCCAUCGCAUUUUAAAAUCGCAAUCUACAACUAGCGAGGGAAAAAUUAUAUUUUUAAGGUCAUUUAAAAAAACAUUAAUGACUGAAAUAGAGUCUCAACUAGCACAGACUGUAACAGCCGAUCGCGAGAAAAGAGGCGCUGAUCAUUAUGAUCAUAAUUACGAUUAUCAUGAACAUGCCACAGGAUUCCCCUCCAUAGAAGGUGCAUUAAUGGCUAUUUCAUUUCUUACAUUUGCGGUAUACCUGGUUCGAUUAGUUAUGCUUUUAUUCAGAAAUAUGAACAAUUCACCAUCGCCUUCUACUAGCCCUACUCUGCUUCUUGGCAGAAGAAAGAAAUCCAUAAACUCAUUCGACGAGGAUAUGGUUAAAAUACUUAGUGGCGUAGACAGCUUUUUCCGUAAUUUUUAAUAAUCACAUAACUAUAUCGUAAUAAAUAAUUUAUCAAUAUUUAUAAUAAAAAAACAAUCAUCUAACAACUAGACAAACUCUAACACUAAUUGCAUUAAAAAUUUUCACAGUCAAGGAACUCCUUGGCUUGCUCAAUUUGAUUUAUAAUACUAGAUGCUUCUAAGGUUUCUUUUUA